Prosopis cineraria is the source of this 1678-nucleotide messenger RNA. Its product is annotated as probable xyloglucan galactosyltransferase GT12. The transcript has a single exon. The record is from RefSeq and is a predicted model, not a curated record. Gene Ontology annotation, molecular function: glycosyltransferase activity. Lineage: Eukaryota; Viridiplantae; Streptophyta; Magnoliopsida; Fabales; Fabaceae. Bases 119 to 1678 code for a protein of 519 amino acids.
UGUCUUUAAUGGCUUCCCCCCUUGCAUUUUCCUUUUCAACCAAUAAGACAAGGUCAAUUCCUAUACUCCCAGAACACAAUCUCUGUUUCUAGCUUUCUCUCUCAAGCCAUAUCUAACAAUGAAGAAUAUGAUGGACAAGUUCUUUGAUCACCUGAGGUUUGUGUUUCUCACCUCCUUUGUACUAUGUUUCUCGUUGUUCUUUUUGGAUUACAUGGCUGUUCUUCAUGGUCAGAGUGGGAUCACUUUUUUGCUCAUAUCCAACCAAGCCCAUGAGCCUAAUCACCCCGUCACUUCUAUAAGUAAUUCUGAUCAAACCUUGAAUUUCCCAGGAAAAGACACUACUUCUUCUGAUAAAUCUGUUUCUGUCUCUGUCUCUGAUUCGCAAACAAAUACUAUCAUAGAAAAUGAAAACCCCAUACAUAUUCGAAAACAACAUAGGGAUCCUUGUUCGGGCAAAUAUAUCUAUAUGUAUGAUCUUCCUAGUAGGUUUAAUGUGGACUUGCUCAAAAGAUGUCACACACUCUUGAAAUGGAUGGACAUGUGUCCUUACAUGAUCAAUUUAGGUCUUGGACCUAAGAUCACGCUAACAGAGAGAUCAAAAGCAAAAGUUUUGCUGCUGAAGAAUCGUUGGUAUGCCACUAACCAGUUCUCACUAGAAGUCAUAUUUCAUAACAAGAUGAAGCAUUAUAGAUGCCUAACCAAGAAUUCCUCGCUGGCUUCUGCUGUAUUUGUGCCUUACUAUGCUGGCCUUGAUGUGGGCCAAUAUCUAUGGGAUUCAACUGUUUCAGAAAGAGAUGCUUCUCCUAUAGAACUCUCAAAGUGGCUUUCAAGAAGGCCUGAAUGGAAGCGAAUGUGGGGCAGAGACCAUUUCCUUGUUGGAGGAAGAAUUGGCUGGGAUUUCAGAAGAAGAACAGAGGACGAUUCUGAUUGGGGAACAAAGCUUAUGUUUCUUCCACAAUUUUCCAAUAUGACUUUUUUGCCUAUAGAAUCUGGUUCAUAUUCUAAUGAUUUUCCCAUUCCUUACCCAACCUACUUUCACCCUUUGAAGGACCGUGAGGUUUUGAAGUGGCAGAAGAGAAUGAGAAGGGUGAGAAGACCCUACCUGCUUUCAUUUGUAGGUGCUCCCAGACCAAAUUCAACACAGCUUAUCAGAGAAGAGCUCAUCAAACAGUGUCUUUCAUCUUCAAAAACCUGCAAGUAUCUUGGUUGCUAUGAUGGUGACAGCAACCAAUGUGAAGACCCUAUGAGUAUUAUUAAGGUGUUUCAAAGUUCACAUUUUUGCUUGCAGCCUCCUGGAGAUUCAUUUACAAGAAGAUCAACUUUUGACUCUAUUUUAGCAGGGUGUAUUCCGGUGUUCUUUCAUACAGAAUCAGCUUAUGAUCAAUAUUUAUGGCAUUUGCCUAAGGAUGGGUCUACAUACUCUGUGUUUAUACCAGAAGAAGAGGUGAUAGGGAAAAGAGUGAAGAUCAGUGACAUUUUGUUGAGAGUUUCAAAGGGUAAAAUGAUGGCCAUGAGAGAAGAGGUUAUAAAGCUUAUUCCCAGAAUCAUAUAUGGCGAUCCGAGAUCCAGAUUUGAGACUGUUGAGGAUGCAUUUGACAUUACAAUAAAGGAAAUUCUAACGAGAAUUGGGAAUUUGGAAGGGAAAAAAAAAAGAUUUUUGAUGCCAAUACUUGAGUGA